AUGAAACCUACGUUCUUCCUCCUCACGACCCUCAGCGCUUUGGUAGUCGCUGUUCCAGUCCACGCCUCAAGCCCCCUUCCUCCCCUCCCCACAGCCUUCUUCCCUGACCAUGGCUUUGGCUCCGGCUCCGGCCAAAUGGUAGACAACAUGCUUCCCGACAACAACCUCCCAGAUGGCGGCACCGGUUCCUCUUUUCCUCGGAAAAUCGGCAAACGCGCCCUUGCCAACGCAGUUCCUGAUAAACACGACUCGUCUACGUACUACGACGCAGCCGCCGAGAAAGAAGCAGAAGAGCUGGCUCUCGUACUAGACGCUGCGAGCGACAACGUGGCGGAAGAUGAGAGUGCCGACACCAACGUCAACGUGAAGAGGGGACAGGGAAUGGAAAGCAAAAGUGUGGAGGGCUGUAAGAGGAAGUCUAAGCCGGCAGAGUGUGUGAAGUGCGAGAAGGAGUGGGAGAUGCACGUGUCGUGUUUAUGCGAGAAGAACGUUAGUAUAGAUACGUGCGUACAGAGUAAGAUUGAGAAUUAUGACGCUUGCGCGAAGAAGGAGUGCCCAUAA
Messenger RNA from Alternaria rosae, 561 nucleotides. RefSeq lists its product as uncharacterized. The transcript is spliced from 3 exons. Lineage: Eukaryota; Fungi; Ascomycota; Dothideomycetes; Pleosporales; Pleosporaceae. The record is from RefSeq and is a predicted model, not a curated record. The coding region runs from base 1 to 561 and encodes 186 amino acids.